GUGCGUGUCCACGGACCAUGCUAAUACGGUAUUUCCGGAGACGGCUAUAGACGGAGUGACGGCGGGAAAGAAAGCAAGAGAAAGGGCGAAGAAAGAAAAUGGUCGAUCGGAGGUUCGUCGUCCGCCAUAACGAUGAUCAGUUCUCCGUCGAAUUCGACACCGGCGAUGGUCUCGAGGUUCUCAAAUCCCAGAUCUUCUCGCUGACAUCCGUCCCUCCUGACGAUCAAAAGAUCUUGGCAGGGGAGGACAGUCUCCUCGUCACCGAAAGCUCUGAUCUUGAAGCUAUCUCGGAGAAACUCUGCUUGGUUUCGAUCCAAGCAGAAGAACAAAAGCCGGAAUCGGUUUGGAAUCAAGAGGAAUCCGAUGAAAAAUUGGCCCGACGCUUGCAGGCAGAAGAGGAGGCGCUGUUCUUCCAGCAGUAUACCGCUAGUGGUAGUGGAGAGGAGUUUAAGAAUAGGGUUCAGCCGUAUGUCCAACAGGUUCUUAUGUAUGAGGACCCGGUACGCCAAGAGGCUGCCCGUAAGUCAGUUCCUAUUGAUGAGAUUGAGGAGAAGGCAUUAGUCUCUCUGGCCAAGGAGGGGAACUUCAGUCCUUCAAAAGAUGAGAAAGAUUUUGCCUUCUUGCUUCAACUACUAUUCUGGUUCAAGCAAUCAUUCAGGUGGGUUAAUUCACCGCCUUGUGAUAACUGUGGUGGUGGAACCAAUAAUAUUGGCAUGGGUACUGCACUUCCUUCUGAGAUUAAAUUUGGUGGUACUCGUGUUGAGCUUUAUAGGUGCAAUUUUUGUUCGAGCAUUACUCGUUUUCCUCGAUAUAAUGAUCCAUUAAAGCUUCUAGAAACAAGGAGAGGGCGUUGUGGAGAGUGGGCUAAUUGCUUUACACUCUAUUGUCGAGCUUUUGGUUAUGAAUCUCGUCUGAUAUUGGACUUCACUGAUCAUGUCUGGACAGAGUGUUUUUCGCAUUUCUUAGGGAGGUGGAUGCAUCUUGACCCAUGUGAAGGACUAUAUGAUAAUCCACUGUUAUACGAAAAGGGCUGGAAUAAGAAGCUGAAUUACAUAAUUGCUAUUGCAAAGGAUGGAGUUUAUGAUGUCACAAAACGUUACACAAGGAAGUGGCAUGAGGUCCUGUCUCGACGUAACAUUACAACAGAAGCAUCUGCCUCUGCUAUUCUUUCUUCUAUAACAAAAGAAUGCCGUGCUGGAUAUUCAUUUGAAGCACUUUCGGUGCUGGAAUAUCGUGACAAGAUAGAAGCAGAGGAACUUGAGAGAGGGAUCCAUCUUCAGAUUGAUGCUUCAAUAUCAUUACCUGGGAGGCAAAGUGGGGAUGUUGAAUGGCGAAAAGCAAGAUCUGAAUUGGGUUCUAAUGAAAAUAAUUCAUAUACCCAUUCUUCUUGCCCAGUCCGAAUAUGUGUAGAUGCUCAUGUUAGAAACAUCUACAAUGCUUUUGUUCUUCUUUUAACCCACUUUCUUGAUAAUGAUCUUCCAAAAGCUAAAACUGUUGAAGUCCUAGAGAUGCUUAAAAGAUUGCUACUGGAUCUUAGAAAUAUCUCUUUCAGGCAACGGCGAUCUUUCUUAAAUCAAAAUGCAUUCCAGUUUUCUGAGAAGAUGAUGCACUGCCUUCAAGAAUUGUUUUCUGCCAUAUCCUUAAAGGGGGAGUUGGAGAAUGAUGGAAAGGUUUGCAUUUCCUUAGCUGGUGAUCCAGUUCACACUUCUAUAGCUUUACCGGUGGCUAUAGAUGUGGUUGAUGAAAUAAUUGAUAAUUAUAAAUCUGCCAACUUUUCUGCAAAAGAUGUACAAUUUCCCAAAGUCAAUCGAUUAUGUUCUGGCAGAGUUCUUGCAAGUGGCGAAGAACUUCCUAUUGGAAUUGCUACAUCAGCAUUUGAUGGUAUUCGUUUGUCUAAAUGGGAAGAACCAAAUGGAGCGAAAGGUUGCUGGCUAAUAUACAAAGUAAUCGAUGACCAGAUGUAUGAUCUUGAGUCAUAUGAUCUAACAUCAGCCAAUGACGCUUCAGAAAGAGAUCCAAUGGACUGGAAAUGGAAGAGAAGGAUAAAAUGUUGAAGGAAGGAAAACACGGACCAGAUAGAAUAUUUGAUGCCAUGUGCAAAGAGAUGGCUGACAACAAGGUACAUCAUCUCUAUAUCAAGUUCUGUAUCGGUGCCACCCUAUCACUAUGUUGGUACAUCUAGUGUGGUAGGCCAGUUUGGCAUAUUGAGUACCGGUAUGUCCCUGUACCAUGUAUUGGUACCGAGCUUGUACAGUAUGAUAUGCUACCAUCUGGUUCGGUGUAGUAUGAUGUAACUUGGCUGACAAUAUUAAGAAAAUAGUUAUAAAGGUAUUAGGAGAAUCAAGGAAAAAAGGGCCAUCCAAUAAGAAAAUUUAAUGGUGAAAUGAGAAAGUUCAAUUGGUGGUUAAAACUAAAAGAGAGUUCUAUAGAAGGUUACCUAAAUAUAGGAAUAGAGAAGUAUAUGAAAGCCAUAAGGUGGCUAAGAAGUUAGAUAGGAAGCUGUUACGGGAAGCAAGAUUCAACACAUAUGAAGAGUUAAAUUAUAAUUUAGAAACUAAGGAUGGGGAGAAAGGUAUCUGUUAGAUUGCAAGAUAGAGAAAGGAAAACUAGAGACUUGAUUCAGAUUAAAUGCAUCAAAGAUGAAGAUUAAAAAAUUUUGGUUGAGGAUAAGAUUAAAGAAACAUGGAAAAGUUAUUCUAAUAAGCUAUUCAAUGGAAGUCAUGUUGAUGAUUGGGAUGCUUUACUAGUUCCAUUAAGGACAAAAAUAUUAAGUAUGCAUGUAGAAUUAAAUAUUUGUGGUAAAGGAGGCUUAAAAAUAUGAA
Molecule: messenger RNA, 2822 nt
Organism: Elaeis guineensis (African oil palm)
Lineage: Eukaryota; Viridiplantae; Streptophyta; Magnoliopsida; Arecales; Arecaceae
Source: RefSeq, a predicted model, not a curated record